Messenger RNA from Dromaius novaehollandiae (emu), 1455 nucleotides. RefSeq names its product ribonuclease H1 (gene RNASEH1). Gene Ontology annotation, biological process: DNA replication, removal of RNA primer. The transcript has 8 exons. The record is from RefSeq and is a predicted model, not a curated record. Lineage: Eukaryota; Metazoa; Chordata; Aves; Casuariiformes; Dromaiidae. Gene Ontology annotation, molecular function: magnesium ion binding; RNA-DNA hybrid ribonuclease activity; nucleic acid binding. Bases 70 to 1068 code for a protein of 332 amino acids.
GGCGGGCGGCGCCGCGGUGACCGGGGCGGGGCCGCCGGGGCGGGGCGCGGAUGGCGGCGGCGGCGCGCCAUGUUGCGGUGGCUGGUCGCGGUGCUCAGUCACGCCUGUUUUGUCUCCAAGGGCGGCAGCAUGUUCUACGCGGUGCGCCGGGGCCGGCGGACGGGCGUCUACCGCACGUGGGCGGAGUGUCAGGAGCAGGUGAACAAGUUCCCCUCCGCCAGCUUCAAGAAAUUCGCCACCGAGAAGGAUGCCUGGGCCUUCGUUGGCGCCGGCCCCGCCGCGCAGCAGCCCGAGGCGGCAGGUAGCUCGUCCUCCCUUCGCCUCCCGCCUCGCCCCGCUGCGCUGCCGGUUACCGGGGGGGGGGCGGGGGGAGUGCUGCAACCUGGCGCACCCUGCCUGAGCUCCUACGGCUCUGUACGAGAGACACAUGGUCCUUCAGCUGUAACACAAGAAAAUGCUAGCCACAGAGAGGAAACAGAAACAGAUGUUUUGUGUUGUAAUAAAUGCAAGAGGCCAUAUGAACAGUCUACAGCUGAAGAACAUGAUACAAAACGUGUAAAACAUGAUGAAACAUAUUUAGCGCCAACAGUCAGUGAAGAUAAAUUUUCAUACAUGGGUGACUUUGCGGUUGUUUAUACAGAUGGUUGCUGCUCAGGUAAUGGGCGUAAUAGGGCACGUGCUGGAAUAGGUGUCUACUGGGGACCAGGCCACCCUUUAAAUACCAGUGAAAGACUUCCUGGACGGCAGACUAAUCAAAGAGCUGAAAUACAUGCAGCCUGCAAAGCAAUAGAGCAAGCAAAGAGUCAAAACAUCAAGAAACUAAUUAUCUACACUGAUAGCAAGUUCACUAUUAAUGGUAUUACAAGUUGGGUUGACAACUGGAAAACAAAUGGCUGGAGAACAAGUUCAGGAGGAAGUGUAAUAAAUAAAGAAGACUUCGAAAGACUUGAUAAUCUAUCAAAAGGCAUAGAGAUUCAGUGGAUGCAUAUUCCUGGUCAUGCUGGCUUCCGAGGAAAUGAAGAAGCUGAUAGACUAGCAAGAGAAGGAGCGGGUAAACAGAAGUUGUGACAUAUUGGGACUAGACUAUUGCAGUCGGAGGAAAAGGACUAACGUCGCAACAACAGUUUGACCUGUUGUAAUUGUUUCAGGGUGGAACUUUGACCUGUACUUCUGUGAGGCCUGAAACUUUAAACAUAUACCAACUUAUGAGGAAAAAAGAAACGUUUUCUUUCUAUAGUGUUUGUUUUAAAAUUAAGUCAAUAUUUAGUUAAUGGUAUAAAGCGUUUGCUUUUUCUCCAUCUUACUGAAGCACUGCUGUCAAUGUUUUUUAGCUGUCUCAUAGACUUUUGCAUUCACCAUAUGUGAGACUUCUGAUGAGAUUAUAUUAAAUUGUUAUCCUGACUUAAGUGUUCUGUAUUUCCCUCUUAGUGAAAUAAAUUAAAUUUUUGUACAGAG